UGGUUUGUUCUAACAGGGACUCCUGACAAGUGAAAUGAACCAGUUGUCCUAUUCAACCAAUAGCCACAGCUGCUUUGUACUACGAUAAUUGAACCAUACACAUUGCUUAUCUCUAAAAAAGUCAUUGGAUGUUCACUAGGCUGGAUCUUAUUUUCAUCCCCUCUUUCCUCAGAGCCUGACACAUAGGUACGCUUCCUCCAAACAUUGUUGUGUGUGUUGCAUUUGUGAUAGUUGUACACAUUUUGGUCAGUAUCAUGUAUGAAUUACAGUUUGUGUACUGAGUUGUUUUUGGAGUCGUAUUUUGUUGGACGGAGAACAUGAUGCUCCUCUCCAUUGUCCAAACUGAUUAUGGGAGUAAACAAAUCGUAAUGAUUUGCUUGAUUGAAUUUAAGCAAUUUACCUUGUUUGACAAGAACAUAAUGAGCUUUUCUUUGUGUGUGUGAGUGGUUUUAUUCAGUUGAUUACAUACUCUUUUUGCGUAACAGAUGACCCUGACUACUGGCUUAUUUCACAAUCAGUGCAGACAUUAUUCAUAUGUUUGUAUUUGCAGGUGCUUGUUUUUUAACCAUUGAGGACUCUUUUUUCUUUGUUGCCCCAACUGACUUAAUAAUAUAGUGGAUCAUUCCUGACACGAUAAAAUAUAUUAGCUUUCUUUUUUUAAUACACUGUAUUCACUCUCACCUGGGUGCAUGAUUUGACCACCACAAAAAAAAGAAAAAGAAAAGAUUUGCAGUAUAAAUCCCUGCUUAACCUACUUUGUGUUUCAUAGUGUGAAUCGUGAAUGGCUGUAGCAUACAGUGCAUUACUUGUGCGAGUGUGAGGUGGGAGAAUAUAAUUGUGUAGUUGUGGAUUAGAAGCGAGAGUGAAAAUGAUUCAUAGGGGAAAGUGGGAAAGGCAUGAGAGAGGGUGCAAGAAGUGGGGAGCUAAAAGGAUCGUGCUGAGAUGGCUGAUUGCUCUCUGGGGAGUCCGAUGGGAGGGAAACUGAGAGGAGAAUUCAGGCAGAUGGGAUAGGGUGGAUGUUUUCAGACAUGUAGUCCCUUAUGAGUGCGGCUGCUUUGUUUCCUUUGUGAAGUUGUCAGGGCAAAUGGAAUUAAACACACACACACAUACACACACACACAAACACACACACACACACACACACAUAUAUAUCGACUCACACAAAAUACACUUUAACUAAUUGGAUGAAGCUCAUGCCUGCAUUUGUUCAUAUUCAUUUUCAGUUCUACAAUAUAUAAUAUAAUAUUUCUACUUUGGGUUUCAGUACAGUCCUAUCAGUCUGUUUCUAUUUCUCCAGAAUAGAAAUAUUCUUGUAUUGAUUUUUAGUUCAGUUUUCUAAACAUGAAUAACAUUACCUUAAUUGGACUGAUUAUGCAAGAUGCUUAUUACACAUUAGCAACAUGCAUUUAUAGAUGAAAGAUAUAAAACAUAUUGAUAGAGGGAACCAAUUACUAGGCAACCAAGUCCUUGUCAGUAAUGCUUGCUUAUUUUGCAAAUAGCUUUCAAUUUAGAUAAGCUUUAUUGGCAUGGAUUAUAAUGUUGCAUUAUUGAUAUGAUUUGAUGUGAAUUAUUACAUUUUACACAAGAAAACCAAAGAGAUAAUUAUGACUCAAUUUUACUGUCUUUCCUGACAUAAAAAGAGGAACAGAAAUUAUUUAGUCUGUAAAUGUAAUAUGUAUCAGCUUGAGAAAGAGGUAGAUUAAAAAGAGAGAGAAGAGUGUUGACUUCUCUCUAAGGAAUUAAAUUAUUUGUAUUUCUAUAACGUUCAUAUCAUUGCUUUUUUGUUGUCUCAAUUUAUAGAUUGGCAGAAUUGUUCAGUGUGGGCAGUUUGAAAUAUUAUUCCUAAUCUAGCCAAAAGAUAAUGUGCACUGACAUAUUAUCAAUUUGCUUAAUCAUCUAACAAGAAGAAAUAGCUGCAGUGUAAAUGUGUGUGUGUGUGUGUGUGUGUGUGUGUGUGUGUGUGUGUGUGUGUGUGUGUGUGUGUGUGUGUGUGUGUGUGUGUGUGUGUGUGUGUGUGUGUGUGUGUGUGUGUGUGUCUGAGAGCAGGGUGGUUCAGGCAGAUGUGUUUUAGCUAAUACAGCCUGAGAGCAGCUGGGCAGGGCAGGGCUGAUAGACCCAAUGACAUCAUCCAAAGAGAGAGAGAGAGAGAUACUGGGAGCGUACGAGCGAGCUUGCCUAAGGCAGUGAAAGGAAGCAGGCCAGCUCAGAUAGAGAAGAGAGCGGCAUGAGAGUGGGACAGUGUGUGUGUGUGUGUGUGUGUGUGAACGGGAGAGGACCAGACAGCAUUCACUUGACUUUGACAGGAAUAUAGGACUCCGCCUAGAAGAUUUUCUCUCCAGUUUUUGCCCCCUCUUCCAUUAUACCUCUCCCCCUCCCCCUUCCCCCUUUCCCCUUUCCCCCCUCAUCCUCUGGCAGUUAUCCCCCUGCUCCUGCUUCAGGCGGCUUCUCCGGGCAUGCUCCUUAAGCCAAAGUAUGGCCGCUUUCGCAACGAGUCUGUGACCUCCUCUGACGACCUGAUGCAGAGCUUAGCCAUGAGUGGCAAAGUUGUGGCCACACCGGUGGGCCCCUCCUCCACCCCGAGCCUUCCUCUGCCUCCCCUGCCUCCUCUGGAUCCCAGCGCCAGGUCCUCCUCCUCUGCUGGGGCUACAGCCCUGGCCGACUCCCCUUGUCUGGAUGGAGAACAGGAUGCCACCACAACCUUCUGCAUGCUUAUUCCUAAGAUGCCCCAGUGGAAGUUUUCCAACUCUCUGCUCAGCCGGAGCCCAUCCAACUCCAGCUCCAGCUCUAGCUCUAGCAAGGACUCGGGCAAGGCAGCAGCAGCAGCAGCUGCUUCCCACUCCUCCUCUUCAUCAUCAAACAUGCCCAGUGGUGUGAUCUCAGCCAGUGGCCCAGUAGCCAGUCUAGCUGCGGUGCUUAACUCCUGUGACCCUGUGUGUGUCACCCCCUGUUCCUUACAGGCCAUUCGUGGGCAGAGAGCAGUAGCAGUGGCAAACUCUGCCAGUCCAGGGGGGCAUGGAUUUGGGGCCACGGAGGCAAUGGCGAGCCUUGGCAGUUCCAGCAGUUCCAGAUCAGGAAUGAACCGCAGGGCAAGGGUGGAAGGCAUGUGGCUGGGAGGAGAGGACUUCAACCAGAAGGGCAGCUUUAUCCACAAACCCUCCCAAGGCUGGUUGCACCCUGACAAGAAGAUUGCAGGACCAGGGGCCUCUUAUAUCGUCAGGUACAUGGGCUGCAUUGAAGUACUGAAGUCAAUGCGUUCCCUGGACUUCAACACACGGACCCAGGUGACGAGGGAAGCUAUCAACAGGCUCUGUGAAGCUGUGCCAGGUGGAAAGGGGGCUUGGAGGAAGAAGGCGCAGAACAAAGCUCUCCAGUCCGUCAUGGGGAAGAGUAACCUGCGCUUCGCAGGCAUGAGCAUUGCAGUCCAUAUUUCCACAGACGGCCUCUGUCUGCUCAUCCCUACUACACGACAGGUGAUAGCGCAACAUCCCAUGCAGUCCAUCUCAUUUGCCUCAGGGGGAGACACAGACACGCCUGAUUAUGUUGCAUACGUGGCCAAAGACCCGGUGAAUCAGAGAGCAUGCCACAUCCUUGAGUGCUCAGAUGGUUUAGCCCAGGGUGUCAUCAGUACCAUUGGCCAGGCUUUCGAGCUGCAGUUCAAACAGUACCUUCACAGUCCUCCUAAAACCAUGGCGUCUAUGGAGAGGUCUGUUAGGACAGAGGAGCCCAUGUGGGGUGAGGAUGAUGACUUCUCUGAGCAUGAUUACUACAACAGCAUCCCAGGGAAGGAGCCUCCUGUUGGGGGAGUGGUGGACUCGCGGCUCAGACCCAGUGGAGCCCUCCUCGGUCACAUCCACACUCAGCCACAGAGCAAGAUGGCAGCACAGGUUUUGCAGAUGGGCUCACCGGCUAGAAGGGAGCAGUCAUCUUACCCUCCUGGUCAGCUCUGCUAUGAACUUCACUGGGACACAGAGACAAACAGCUCAGGUGUGACAUCAGAUGGUUACCUGUGUGCUGAUGGCCAGCCACCAAGAGACUAUGAGGAGCACCAGUAUGUCAACACCCAGAGUUUGGAAAACCUGGAUUCACUGGCACAGGGGCCCGAUGGAUACAGAGGGUCCAGGCCACCCGACAGUCCCAAGAAAGACCUGUUUGACAUGAGGCCCUUUGAGGAUGCCUUGAAGCUCCACGAGGCCAGUAGCGUAGCUGUUGGUUCUGGUAUAUCCACUGCUGCUGGAGGUUGCAGGGCUCAGGCUGGAGGUGGAGGUGUGCAGGUCCUAGAAGACCAGUGGCCCAGCCCUCCACGCCGUCGAGCCCCUGUGGCCCCAAAUGAGGAGCAGCUCCGCAGGGAGACCUGGUACCACAGCCGCAUGAGCCGACGAGAUGCAGAGAAACUCCUGGUCCGAGAUGGAGAUUUUCUCGUCCGGGAGAGCACGACCAACCCAGGACAGUAUGUGCUAACUGGCAUGCACUGUGGCCUGCCCAAACACCUACUGCUAGUGGACCCUGAGGGAGUGGUCCGGACCAAAGACAUGUUAUUUGAGAGCAUUAGCCACCUAAUCUCAUAUCACCUGAAGAAUGAGCUGCCUAUUGUUGCAGCAGAGAGUGAGCUCCAUCUUAAACAGUUGGUGAGGAGAAAACAAUGAGCCCUCUGGCCCUGCAUGGGAUGUGUUGAAUUAUUCAUUACCCAUGGAAACCACAGAAAAAAAAACUGUAUUUGGAAAUCAUUUCUCCUGGAUGGAUACUGUCUGCAACAAAGGAUAUCACUGAUAUUUUCUUUCCAUUGACAAGUCUAACAAGGAGAGUGAGACAUCUUCUUGUACUUUGCUGCCUUUUGGCUAGCAAGAUCAACCAAACUGUCAUAAACACAGCAUGCUGCUCUAAAGCUAACAAAUCAACCAGAAUCCAGUUUGACUCAUCCCAGAGCUGGAAAAUUGUCCACCAAAAAUAUCAGAAAUUAAAGAGAGGACUGUUUGGAGAGGACCCGACUUCAGUAAAUCGCUCAGAGAUUUGAUGCACAGCGACAAAAUGUCCUACAAUGCCGUAAUGUAAUGUGCUUCCAGUCUACCAAGGCUUGCUUUACCAGUCAGUCACAGAGCGGUGAACCUGCUCCACUGUCGUCCACUGAACAUAUAAAUGCACAUCGCCAGAACAAAACUGUCACUGAUUAUCUGGUAUACAGUAUAACACAUAGCAGCUGUCAGGUUCCAUAUUCAGUGGUUUAUAUCAGUAGAAAUGCAAGAAGUGACAUUACUGUGACAACUGAAGAAAUGUAUGUUUCACUGGGAUGUAAAGACUGUUUCAUGUUCACAGGUCUGCAGUACCUGACACUGAGAUGGCACAAUGGAUACACACUAAGCAUGAUUCAGUGCUGGAUUUAUACGAUUCAACCUAAACUACAAAAUCCACUAUUUUUAUUUCUCCAUGAUAACCAAAGCACCAAAAUCCCACUUUUUGUUACGGAUGCUUUAUAAAGUUGUGUUGAAAACAUAAACCUAUUAUUACACUACUUGUUAGGUAUGACUUGUCCCAUUCUCUACAAUGCAGUCAUAUUAUAUCUAGACAGCCACAUGGACACACAGACCAUUGUCUUGAAAGUGGGAAUUUUCAUCACAUUUACCAAAAACUAUCAGUCCUUUGUGUUGUGAUUGUACGGAGUGACUUACUGUAUGUGUUGUAUAAACCUGUGAACAAUAUUCAGAUGAAUACUCAAAUGAAUACUACAUCAUGGGUUAAAAACAAAAACUCUGCAUACAAACUCAGUAUAUCCAUGCCUGUAUUUCCCCCAUCCCAUCCAACUUCAGUGCCUUAAUAACUACAGAGACAGGCAAUUGUGUCAGAGUGUAUAAUGUGCAUUUAUGUAUGCUCCUAUUGCAAAAGAAGAGUUUUUCUUGCAAUGCCAAUGAAUGAAUGAACAAACAAACAUCAGGAUGAUUAAGCUCUUAUACUUGUGAACAGUAAUGUAAGCUGCUCUUGUUUUGCAGUGAAUGUUUAACACUGUCAUGUCGUGAUUGUCAUUGUCUGUAUGUGUGUUUAGUCCCCUCACUCCAAAGAGCACUCCUCUGCAGUGAUUGAUUUGAAAAACCAGGGAUUUGGACAGCAAAUUAAAUCCUUUAUUUGUCCCGGCUCAGGGAAAUACAUCACUUUAUUGAUUGUCCUAUCCCGUGUUACUGUCUUUACAUGUCAAUUAUCUUGUCUUGUUUCUGCUCCUUGGUUGAUUGAACUGUAAGUUUGCCAUCUGAUAUUAUCCAGUCUAAUGCUUUUAAAUCUUGGCAACAUAUCUUUAAUCAGGCCCUCUGCUGUUCUUCUUCUUCUUGCAGCCUCACAAAUGCACAGAGAGAUGAGGUGAGGGACAAACAAUGAAUACCUUUUUCAGAUCUCCCCUUUUUGCUUUCUCAGGAAUUUCUUGAAUCUUGUCUUCUUUGAUCAACAUUAAAUGCUUUUUCUCAAUAAAAAUGAACUGAAAUGUUGGU
Molecule: messenger RNA, 6470 nt
Organism: Scomber scombrus (Atlantic mackerel)
Lineage: Eukaryota; Metazoa; Chordata; Actinopteri; Scombriformes; Scombridae
Gene: shc2
Product: SHC (Src homology 2 domain containing) transforming protein 2
Exons: 13
Coding region: 2454-4643 (729 amino acids)
Biological process (GO): intracellular signal transduction; cell surface receptor protein tyrosine kinase signaling pathway
Cellular component (GO): plasma membrane
Molecular function (GO): receptor tyrosine kinase binding
Source: RefSeq, a predicted model, not a curated record